CUCUCACGCUGAUUAUCAUGGCUGUUUCCAUAUCCAGCGUUACCGCCACGCUUCCAUCGCACUGGAAAUACGUCUCCGAAGGCGGCGCCACCAUUGUCUUUUCCUACGUCGGUCCCCCGAAUUCUGACUUUGAUGGCAUGGUAUUGCGUUUGCGUAAGUCUGGGGUGCAGACACCUGUACUCGAGAGACAGGAUUUUGGUACGGUAGCGGAGGAGCCAGAUGAUGCUUCCAUUCUGUUCCAAGAGACGUGUAUGAAGCGACUGAUACCCUCGGUUCACCUUCCACAAUUGCAGUCAGUCCAGGUGGACAAAAUGUGGCUGGAGGUGCUUUCUUUAGUACACGAAAAAGACCGCCCGUUGAAGAGGACCGUGAGCGGAGGCAUCGACACGACGAAGUGCAAGGCUGUAUUGGCCACUGACCUCGUGGGUGGCUCAGGACUGACUGUGGAAAUCAAGCCCAAAUGGUCUUUUCUUCCCAACAAAAGGUACCUUUCGGCGACGAACUGUUCAAUCAAGGCGAAUACUUGCCGAUUUUGCAUGCACUCACACAUGAAGUCCGGGGAAGGAGAGACCGUUUCCCUCGGAUACUGUCCGUUGGAUUUAUUCUCCAAUAAUCGGGGCCGCAUGAAACAGGCGGUCUAUUCUCUCUACGACAAUUGGCUCGCGAGCGAUGGAAAUGUUAACAACGUGAAGAUAUUCGUCAAGGGUACGAAAAUUGGUGUAGGCCAGAGGUUCUUCAUGUUCUCUCCCGAAGCAUACCAAGAAUCCGACGAGAAUGUCCGAGAAACAUUCUCAGAGGCAGUCCUUACGUUUCUUAUGGGCACGCCAGUCCUUCGGGUCCUUAACAAGGCCCAAAGGACCCUGGAUUCACUUGACAUUGAGGGACUAUCAUUAUUAUGGAGAGAAUCCCAGAGCCUAGUGAAUACACCGCAGUCUACAAAUGGGUAUACACCUCCAGGGCGCGCUAUUGGCAUCGGCGAACCUAAUCCCUCUCUAUCCGACUGGUCCGCUUUUAUCGACGAAUACCUAACUCGGCCUCCCAACUUGGAGGACUUACGAUACCACCUUCUCGCGUAUCUCCUUUCCGCGACGUUCAAGGAUUGUUCCAUUAUGAUUAGGAUGGAUUUGUUGGACCCGAGGCGUCCGCAGGAGGAGGUGGACCCGUCUCAGGUCAUUGUUAUUGAUCUGGAUCCCAAGAAUAUCGCCCGACUGAAGAACUGGGAGGAGCUGGAUGAGAUUAUUAUCAGGAGGUAUUCGGUCGUUCCUCUCGCGGAUAGGAAGACGUGUUUGGAUGACUGGGUUGAUGAGGCUUGAUUAUGCGUUUUUGUCGGUAUGUUUAUGAUUGUUUAAGAGCGUAUUUAUUGUUAUGUUGCGUUUCACUUUUUGCAUGCGGAUAGGCAAACUGCACAAGCCGUACGCAGUGAUAACUUGCUAAGUCUCGUAGACUCGGACUGUCUGUUUGCUAGGUACGUAAGGACAUUCGCUUUGACGCCGUGGAUGUGAAGCUCGUGUUCUCGAUCUAUCUACUAGUUCUAUCAUGCUAUUUGUUCGAGUCAUUUCUCCAAGCAAAUUAGAACAGCUGAGUGUGCAGUUAUAUUGACAUCUUUUCGUUUUUCGGGGGGUACAUCAUGUAUACUUUGUAUACUUUAGAUGACCGAGCACGUAUACUUGUACAGACCAUACAUAGGUUCAGUGGAAUUAUUU
Molecule: messenger RNA, 1703 nt
Organism: Guyanagaster necrorhizus
Lineage: Eukaryota; Fungi; Basidiomycota; Agaricomycetes; Agaricales; Physalacriaceae
Exons: 3
Coding region: 18-1313 (431 amino acids)
Biological process (GO): inositol phosphate biosynthetic process
Cellular component (GO): nucleus
Molecular function (GO): ATP binding; inositol-1,3,4,5,6-pentakisphosphate 2-kinase activity
Source: RefSeq, a predicted model, not a curated record